AUUGGUUUCUUCUUGGCUAUUUAUUGAUUCAUCAUGUCAGAAACAAAAUUAUCCAACCAUAUCAUACCAACUUCACAGGACUGUGGAAAUAUUGUUCAAUGGGAACACAUCAAUAUUGAUAUUCCAGAUACUGAUAUCACUUUUUAUUUUUAUUUUCAAGCACUUGGGCUGACCGUCGAUCCCUAUCUUCCCAGUCAGUUUUAUAACCGUGUGUAUUGGGCAAACGUGGGUCAACAGCAGUUUCACUUGGUACGUUGGAAUCAUGCACAAGUCAUACAAUGUGGAAAGCUUGUAUUGCAAGUUCCUUGCUUGGACCAAUUGGAAACUAGAUUGGUAGCUGCCGAACCCAAGUUGAAAGGUACCUGUUUUCAGUGGAAAAAAGAAGAACAAAACAAAGAUAAAGCGAUAUACGUAACCUGUCCUUGGGGAAAUCAAUAUAUAGUUGUGGAGAGUGACCGUAUUCCUUCCAAUUGUGGGUCAUUCCCGUUGGUUUCGUACCCUUGGCAAUUGGGUCUAUGUUCAUUGAUACUCAGUUGUGCAAAGGAUACUAGUAAAAAAAUUGCCAAGUUUUUCCGCAAUGUUUUAUUUGCUAGGGUAUGGGAAACGGAAAAUAGUGCCAUUGUAUGCCUCGGACCACGGCAGUCGAUAGUAUUUGAAGAAGAUGAAGCUAGAAAUCUACCAGAGUGUCUUCCUGGUCGUAAAGAGGAUCCUAUGUAUCCUGAUUAUCAUGUGUGUGUUUAUAUUGCCGACUUUCAAAAAGCGUACCAACAAGUAGAAGCAUUGGAGUUGUUAUACAACGAUCACAUCUUUUCAGACAAGAUAUACAGUUACCAAGAUGCAUUGUUUCAUAAUCAGUUCCGGUUUCGAGAUAUCAUCGAUAUGGAUGCCCAUGAACGAGGAGAAAGACGCGUGUUGUAUCAGUUGCAGUUUGAAACACGUAGUUUGUAUCAUCCUUUUUAUAUGAGACCAUUGGUGAAUAGAAUGGGACAAGUUGGCAUAUAUUGUUUUCAAUAAAGAAAAAAAAUGCAAUGUGCGCGCACUUCGAAUUCAUUG
Molecule: messenger RNA, 1053 nt
Organism: Galdieria sulphuraria
Lineage: Eukaryota; Rhodophyta; Bangiophyceae; Galdieriales; Galdieriaceae
Exons: 3
Coding region: 34-1014 (326 amino acids)
Source: RefSeq, a predicted model, not a curated record